This is a messenger RNA of Pelecanus crispus (Dalmatian pelican), 5604 nucleotides long. NCBI's taxonomy places the organism in Eukaryota, Metazoa, Chordata, Aves, Pelecaniformes, Pelecanidae. The record is from RefSeq and is a predicted model, not a curated record.
AGCAGGUGAGAAGAAUGAAAGGAAGGGGGGAUGAAAGAAUGUUGAACCUUUUUGUUUGGCUGUAUGAUGGAAGGAAACAGAGAAGCAGACAACCUCUGCAAUAGAUCAUUUGGAUGGCUUCAGCAACAAGAGAAUGAUGCUAAACCAUGGCUCUGGAAACUUUCUAAUUGCUUUUCUGCUGCUGAAAAGUCUUUGCCUUGCAGUGCGAAAACGAAAGAUUACAUGGAGAACAAGAAAGCUGCUGUAGAAUUGAAGGAUGCUUCAUCGCCUCAUAAUGCUGGCUCUAAACUGUUUCCAGCAGUACCGCUUCCUGAUGUUCAUCCUCUUCAGCAACAGCAAAUACCACUUUCACCGGGCCCGAAAGUAAGCUGCUGUGCUCAUGGCUCUGACUCUUCUUGUACUCCACAAAUGCAUUGUGGUGGUGGUGGUGGUAAUUUGAUUCACCCUAGCACAAUAUUAGACUCAAAAAGCACUGGGACGAUUACUUGUCAAGUAGGGUCAGGAUUUGCUUAUCAGUCUGCAUCUUCACUGAAGAACCCUCCAGCUAGAAGCAAUUUGGCAGGCAUUGCAAGUGAGUUCCCUGGCAUGUGCACAGAAAACAGUGUAUCUUCCUGUCAACAUCUGCCCUGUUGUGGAAAACUCCAUUUCCAGUCCUGUCAUGGUAACAUGCACAAACUGCACCAGUUUCCAGCCCUUCAGAGCUGCACAUCUUCUGGCUACUUUCCUUGUUCUGAAUUCACAAGUGGGGCUACAGGCCACUUGGAUGAGCAUAUUGCACAGUCGGAGCUAACAUCACGUGUGUGCGCCAACCCUUUGCACCUAAACAUGGCACCUUCGGUUUGUUUAAAGGGCUCCCACUACUGCAAUGACUGCUUGAGCAAGCCAACCAGGAACAGCCUAGUUGAUGCUGCUAAAAUCUGGCCAAAUAUUCCUCUUCCAAGUGCACAGACUGCACCUGUUCCUAUCCCAAUAUGUAAUGGCUGUGGAACCAAACGAGCAGGAAAUGAGAAGAGUUUGCUGCUGGCGAGCAGCCUUGGCAAAUCACCACAGAAAUAUGGGUCUCCAGAAGUUGCAAUAACAGGCCAAGUUCUGGAAAACUUGCCCCCCAUUGGAGUCUUCUGGGAUAUUGAAAACUGUUCAGUUCCCACUGGCCGUUCAGCUAUAGCAGUUGUACAGAGGAUUCGUGAAAAGUUUUUUAAAGGUCACAGAGAGGCAGAAUUCAUCUGUGUGUGUGACAUUAGUAAAGAAAAUAAAGAAGUUAUUCAGGAGCUAAACAACUGCCAGGUGACUGUUGCACACAUCAAUGCUACAGCAAAGAAUGCUGCUGAUGACAAACUCAGACAGAGUCUUAGGAGAUUUGCUGAUACACACACUGCACCUGCCACUGUGGUUCUUGUGUCAACGGAUGUAAACUUUGCUUUGGAACUCAGUGACCUGAGACAUCGACAUGGUUUUCGGAUAAUUUUGGUACAUAAAAACCAGGCUUCAGAAGCGCUCUUACAUCAUGCCCAUGAGCUUAUUUGUUUUGAAGAAUUUAUUUCAGACUUGCCACCAAGGUUACCACUGAAAAUGCCGGCAUGCCAUACACUAUUAUAUGUUUAUAAUCUGCCAACAAACAGAGAUAGCAAAAGUGUCAGUAAUAGACUCAGGCGUUUGUCAGACAACUGUGGAGGGAAGGUGCUGAGCAUUUCUGGAAGCAGUGCAAUUCUCCGUUUUUUAAAUCAAGAAAGUGCUGAACGGGCUCGGAAGCGAAUGGAAAAUGAAGAUGUUUUUGGUAACAGGAUUGUAGUGUCUUUUACUCCCAAAAACAAAGAACUUAAUGAAACAAAAAGCUCCAGUUUUGUGGGAACUGAAAAGGUGAAGUCUCCUAAAAAAAUUAACAAGAACACAAAGCUGUGCCUCCUCAACAAAGACUCAAGUGAUCAGUCUUCUGGUACCAAAGGCUCUGCUGGGAGAGGAUUCCAGAUUCACGGAUCUAUCAUCAAACCCACAAAUGUUAAAAGUUUACAGGAGCUGUGCCGCCUUGAAUCAAAGACCAUCAGUAGAAAUACUGAAAACCAGCAAGAACAUCUAAGAGAACAAAUUCCUUCUCCUCAGAGUAACUCCAAUGCAGCGAUUCCUGUGUCUCUGGCAACCAAAAAAAUUGGAACAGGAGAAUCAUCCUGUAAAAGUAGUCAGAAAAGAGAGACCUCUGCUUCCAGGAGCAUUACCAAUUCCCCUGUAGAGAAAAAAGAUAAAGAUGAAACUGUAUUUCAGGUCAGCUAUCCUUCUGCUUUCAGUAAGUUGACGGCCUCAAGACAGCUCAGUCCUUUACUCAUGCCUCAGAGUUGUUGGUCAUCUCGGAGUAUGUCUCCAAACCUCUCAAACAGAUCAUCUCCACUCACAUUUAAUGUAGUAAAUCAUACCAGUGGUACAGACUGCCCUGAUCCUUUUGCAAAUGGUGCAGACAUUCAGAUCAGUAAUAUAGAUUACAGAUUGUCCAGAAAAGAGUUGCAGCAAAAUUUACAAGAAAUUUUCUCAAGACAUGGCAAGGUAAAAAGCGUAGAGCUCAGUCCUCAUACAGACUACCAGCUGAAGGCUACAGUUCAGAUGGAAAAUCUGCAAGAAGCGAUCAGUGCUGUCAACAGUCUUCACAGAUACAAAAUUGGCAGUAAAAGGAUCCAGGUCUCAUUAGCAACAGGAACUGCUAGUAAAUCACUCUCUCUACUUAGCUCAGAAACAAUGUCCAUUCUGCAGGAUGCACCUGCUUGUUGUCUGCCUGUGUUCAAAUUCACAGAAAUCUAUGAAAAAAAAUUUGGGCAUAAGUUAAUUGUAUCAGACUUAUAUAAACUAACGGAUACUGUGGCAAUCCGUGACCAAGGAGGUGGGCGGCUGGUGUGCCUUUUACCCAGCAGCCAAGCCCGGCAGAGUCCAUUGGGAUCUUCACAGUCACAUGAUGGUUCAUCAGCAAACUGUAGUCCUAUAAUAUUUGAAGAGCUGGAAUAUCACGAGCCUGUUUGUAAGCAGCAUUGCCUGAAUAAAGACUUUAUUGAGCAUGAGUUUGAUCCAGAUUCUUAUAGAAUUCCUUUUGUGAUUUUGUCUCUGAAGACAUUUGCUCCCCAAGUUCACAGUCUUCUACAGACACAUGAGGGUACUGUGCCUUUACUAAGUUUUCCUGAUUGUUAUAUGUCAGAGUUCAAUGAUCUGGAAAUGGUGCCGGAAGGACAGGGUGGUGUUCCUUUAGAACAUCUAAUUACCUGUGUUCCUGGAGUUAACAUUGCCACUGCGCAAAAUGGCAUUAAAGUUAUUAAAUGGAUACAUAACAAACCACCGCCUCCUACUUCAGAUCCGUGGCUUCUACGUUCUAAGAGCCCUGUAGGUAAUCCACAACUUAUUCAGUUCAGUAGAGAAGUGAUAGAUCUACUUAAAAGCCAACCAUCCUGCGUCAUACCUGUCAGUAAAUUCAUCCCAACGUACCAUCAUCACUUUGCAAAACAAUGCCGUGUGUCUGACUAUGGGUAUUCUAAAUUAAUGGAGCUGCUUGAAGCAGUGCCUCAUGUACUGCAAAUUCUUGGUAUGGGUUCCAAACGCUUGUUAACCCUAACGCACAGAGCUCAAGUGAAGCGCUUUACUCAAGACUUACUGAAGCUUCUCAAAUCUCAGGCCAGUAAGCAAGUUAUUGUGAGGGAAUUCUUACAGGCUUAUCACUGGUGUUUCUCUAAGGACUGGGAUGUUACUGAGUAUGGAGUGUGUGAACUGGUUGAUAUUAUAUCAGAAAUUCCAGAUACAACCAUCUGUUUAUCACAGCAAGACAAUGAAAUGGUAAUUGGUAUUCCCAGAAGAGAACGUACACAAGAAGAAAUUGAAAGAACCAAACAAUUUUCUAAAGAGGUAGUAGACUUACUGCGCCAUCAACCCCAUUUUCGAAUGCCCUUCAAUAAAUUUAUUCCUUCUUAUCACCACCACUUCGGUCGUCAGUGCAAGCUUGCUUACUAUGGUUUUACAAAACUACUUGAACUCUUUGAAGCCAUACCAGAUGUCUUGCUUGUAUUGGAAUGUGGGGAGGAGAAAAUUCUCACACUCACAGAGGUGGAACAAGUCAAAGCAGUUGCUGCCCAGUUUGUUAAACUGCUGCGGUCUCAGAAAGAUAACUGCCUUAUGAUGACUGAUUUACUGACAGAGUACAGUAAAACAUUUGGAUACACACUGCGUCUUCAUGACUAUGAUGUUAGCUCAGUUCCAGCUUUAAUGCAAAAACUUUGCCAUGUUGUAAAGGUUGUUGACACAGAGUCUGGCAAGCAAAUUCAGCUGAUAAAUAGAAAAUCUCUGCGGACACUGACUGCCCAAUUGCUAGUCUUGCUGAUGUCCUGGGAUGGAACAUCCUUUCUCUCUGUUGAACAGCUUAAACAGCAUUAUGAAACAAUCCAUAGUACUUCGCUUAAUCCGUGUGAGUAUGGAUUUAUGACCUUGACUGAACUCCUGAAGAGUCUGCCUUACUUGGUUGAGGUUUUUACUAAUGGUGCAGCAGAAGAAUAUGUGAAGCUUACAAAUCUGUAUAUGUUUGCAAAGAAUGUAAGGUCCUUACUUCACACUUACCAUUAUCAGCAGAUUUUUCUUCAUGAGUUCCCAGUAGCAUAUAACAAAUACACAGGAGAAGUGCUGCAACCUAAAACAUAUGGAUGCAAUAAUUUAGAAGAGCUCUUAGGAGCAAUUCCACAGGUGGUCUGGAUUAAAGGACAUGGCCAUAAGAGAAUUGUGGUACUAAAGAAUGAUAUGAAAACUCGUUUUAGCUCACCUAGUUUUCCCCCUGCUGAUCAUGUGGAUGAUCAUGGAAAUCAACUUGCUGACAAUAAUGGACAUAUUAUGGAGACCCCAGGAUCCACUUCAUCAAUGGAACUAAGUCUAGGAACACCUAGCAAUGUUUCUAAUCAAACUGAGCAAGAACUACUUUGCCUCACAAAUACAUCUCCCGUUGACCUCUUGUGUGAGCCAGUUCCUUCCUGCCUACCAUCCCCGCAACUGAGACCUGAUCCAGUGGUUCUUGAGUCUGCAGACCUCAUUCAGUUUGAGGAACGCCCUGCACCUCUCUCUGAGAUAAUGAUUUUAACAGAAGAGGAAAAACAAAGAAUUGUUACCACAGCUCAAGAAACAUUGACCUCUGGUUCUGUGGUGUCUAACACCAUAGAGAGUGCUUCAGUGCCUCCCUGUCAGUCCUCCGAAACCCAACUAAACAAGGAAGCAAUGGACAGCCCAGCCAAAAAGCAACACAAAAACAAGGUGAAGUUGGCAGCAAACUUUUCACUUGCACCUGUAACCAAGCUUUAACUCUUUCUUUUUAGUGUGAAAGACAAAUACCUAUGGACUCUGCACAAAGUAAAGCUAUUCGCUAGCCCUUACGUAUUUUAAUGAAAGGCCUAGAAGAAUUAAUUUGUAUUUAAUGUAUUCUGUGAAGAUUUUGUUCCUUUUACACUGAACACAGCUGUUAGCAGAGCAGAUUUUUUCUAUUAUUUUGAAAAAAAAUUCUGGCAUUCAUUAAAUUAUUCUUAAAUUUUACAGUUUUUCAUAAAUGUGUGUUCAGUAAAAGCAAAAUAUUAAUUCAACUAAAAUGGAACAGAUUUUAUUUUC